This is a messenger RNA of Hylaeus volcanicus, 2122 nucleotides long. RefSeq names its product F-box-like/WD repeat-containing protein TBL1XR1-B. The transcript is spliced from 6 exons. Gene Ontology annotation, biological process: regulation of transcription by RNA polymerase II. Gene Ontology annotation, molecular function: protein binding; transcription corepressor activity. Gene Ontology annotation, cellular component: histone deacetylase complex. The record is from RefSeq and is a predicted model, not a curated record. Lineage: Eukaryota; Metazoa; Arthropoda; Insecta; Hymenoptera; Colletidae. Bases 571 to 1887 code for a protein of 438 amino acids.
UUUUCAUGCAGGAAAAUACAAAUAAUUUAAACAUUUCUUUCUAUUAAUAUCACUAGCUAUCUUGUAUUAUUUUAAAUGUAUCACUCGUCCUAAUCGAUGAAUGUCCCCAUUCCAAAAUUUUAAUUGAAGAAAAUAAUACAAAUUGGGCUAACUAUAGCUAUAAUAAUGAAUCGAGGAUAGAACUAAUAUUAUAGUAUAAUAUAAUAAAAACCAAAUAAACCAAAUAAGUUUGUUCAAGUUAUACAAAUUAAUGGCAGGAAACGCAUUACCAAAUAAAAUGAUAAAUAGUUCGUUUACUAAACUCGAACAGUGAAAACUGGUGAAAACAUCAUACUAUUACGUGGUUCAAAAUUAUUAAGAAAAUGUGAUAGCAUUAUUAUCAUGGAAGUAAAUGGAGAAUGAUUGCGAUUUCAACAUUCUGCAUACACAUUUGGUAUAGAAUCACAUAUAUCGCAAAGUAAUAUAAAUGGAGCAUUAGUACCACCAGCUGCACUUUUAUCAAUACUUCAAAAAGGACUACAAUAUACAGAAGCAGAGAUAUCGAUAGGUGAAGAUGGCACAGAGCAAAGAAUGGUGGAAUCCUUAUCUCUUAUCGAUGCUGUUAUGCCAGAUGUUGUUGCAUCAAGGCAGAAUCAAAUUAAUCAGCAAAAACAACAGGUGAAAACGGAAGUGCAGGAUACAAAUGGAGAAGAAGUUGUUACCUCCAAUGAAGGUGUAAGCACAAAUGAGAGGGGAGGAGAUAGAACGGAAAUGGAGGUAGAUGAACAACAACAAGGUUCAGGUGGAGGUACUAAUGCUGGUUUGGUUGAAAUCCCAGCAAGUAAAGCUACAAAAUUACGUGGACAUGAAUCAGAAGUUUUUAUAUGUGCUUGGAAUCCAACGACUGAUCUUUUGGCAUCUGGAUCGGGAGAUAGCACGGCUCGUAUUUGGGAUAUGUCUGAUAACUCUCAAGCACCAAAUCAAUUAGUUCUUCGUCAUUGCAUACAGAAAGGUGGUACCGAAGUACCAAGCAACAAAGAUGUUACUUCGUUAGACUGGAAGUGUGAUGGUACUUUAUUAGCAACUGGAAGUUAUGAUGGUUAUGCACGAAUUUGGACAACAGAUGGUAGAUUAGCAUCUACAUUAGGUCAACAUAAAGGUCCGAUUUUCGCGUUAAAGUGGAAUAAACGUGGAAACUAUAUAUUAAGUGCAGGUGUUGAUAAAACAACAAUCAUAUGGGACGCGGAAAGUGGACAGUGUACCCAACAGUUCAGUUUUCAUUGUGCACCAGCAUUGGAUGUUGAUUGGCAAACAAAUACAUCAUUUGCUAGUUGUUCCACAGAUCAGUGUAUUCAUGUAUGCAAACUGAAUGUUGAUAAACCAAUCAAGAGCUUCCAAGGACAUACAAAUGAGGUUAAUGCUAUUAAAUGGGACCCUCAAGGCAAUUUGCUAGCUAGUUGUUCGGAUGACAUGAGUCUUAAAAUUUGGUCUAUGAAACAUGAUACAUGGGUACAUGAUCUUCAAGCUCAUAGCAAAGAAAUAUAUACAAUUAAAUGGUCACCAACUGGACCUGGAACUCAUAACCCAAACAUGAACUUAACUUUAGCUAGUGCAUCAUUUGACUCAACCGUAAGGUUAUGGGAUGUUGAAAGAGGUGCAUGUAUACAUACACUUACAAAACACACAGAGCCGGUGUAUAGCGUAGCGUUUAGUCCAGAUGGUAAAUUUCUUGCUAGUGGAAGUUUCGACAAAUGUGUUCAUAUUUGGUCCACUCAGAGUGGUCAGUUGGUGCACAGUUACAAAGGUACUGGGGGAAUUUUCGAAGUGUGUUGGAACAGUCGAGGGGAUAAAGUUGGUGCUUCUGCAUCCGAUGGCAGCGUGUUUGUUCUUGACCUACGUAAACUGUGAUCGCAAUUAAAUAAUAGAUUAUGUUUCGUUUCAAGAACUAAUCACGGUUCUGAGUUAUCCUCAGUUUUUUUACUAUGGUACAACUUUUUGCUAUCCAAAAUACUAGCCACGUUAUACAGUUCUCUCAGCAAUUUGUGUAUGCUGAAUAUUGUUUGAAAGAGCAUUAAUUAUUUAUGUACAGGACUGGAAUACGAGUCAAAAGAAUUUCAAUGAUAAAUGUAAAUUGAAAAAUGUU